This is a messenger RNA of Mercenaria mercenaria, 3130 nucleotides long. Its product is annotated as neuronal acetylcholine receptor subunit non-alpha-2-like. Gene Ontology annotation, molecular function: extracellular ligand-gated monoatomic ion channel activity; neurotransmitter receptor activity; transmembrane signaling receptor activity. Gene Ontology annotation, biological process: signal transduction; chemical synaptic transmission; regulation of membrane potential. The record is from RefSeq and is a predicted model, not a curated record. NCBI's taxonomy places the organism in Eukaryota, Metazoa, Mollusca, Bivalvia, Venerida, Veneridae. The coding region runs from base 1370 to 2347 and encodes 325 amino acids. The transcript is spliced from 5 exons. Gene Ontology annotation, cellular component: synapse; neuron projection; membrane.
GGACGCUGUUGUAAUUUGUACCUCAAUAGCGGGGUCGAGUCUGUUAUUUCUGCUUAUGUUUUCUUCUAUUAUCGGACACUUGGCGAUGUUGGGAGACGUAUCAGUUGAGUCUUUGAUGCGAGCAUUACAAAUAGAUAUGUUUAUAAUGUUCAAAGAAGUGCCCGAAACUCUCUCAGCAAUGCCGUUAUCAACGAUGUGGAGUAUCUUCUAUUUCUUAAUGCUGGCCUUGAUGUCGUUUGAUAUAGUGUUACUUUUACUGGAAAGUAUUGUUACUGCAAUUAUUGAUGAAUGGCCAUCUGUCAGGAAAAGGAAGCGUGUAGACCUUGCGACAACAACAUGCGGUGGUGUGUACUUGAUAUGGUUUUUAGAUGCAUAUUGCAGUCAACUUUCGAUUUUUCUCCUAGCUGUCCUGCAGGUGAUUGCUGUCGGAGUAUACCGUAAAUAUAUAUGUGGUUUUUUUGUUUGUUUGUUUUUUUAAAUAUAAUCUCAAAUCUUUUAAAUACAAUUUUAAAUGUCGGUUUUCAUUACGGAAAUGCUAUACACAUGUGCUAACAUAGACUUACAAAGUCUGUUGAGAUAAAAUAAUCUGUAAUAAUAUUAAUUUCUUCAUACUGACACUGAUAUUUUCUCAGAAAAACAUUUUCUCUCUAGGCUCAUCUCAACACAGAGACAAGAGAUAUUGUAAAUUUUUUUCAGAAAGUGGUAUCAGAGAGGGUUGAUUUUAUGGCCAGGUGCUUUACAUUUAAUGACUAUAACGACUGAUGCCAGUCUAGUGCUAAGACAGUUCCGGCGCUCCAUUUGUCCUACGUCUUGUUCAUCAUUUCCGUAACAACAUGUUUCUUUUUUUUAUUUAGACAGUAAUUUUGCUAACACUGAACAGUGCGAUUUAUAACGUAUAUCACGUGACUCAGAGACGAGACCAGCUUUAGAAGGAAAGAAGAUAACUAACAUAGAAAUAAGACCAAGUCUUAAUUAUUGAUUGUACUUUAAUCAACACGAAAAACUCGCAUUGAAUAAGAAUAGGCGCACCGAUGGUUCACGUGAUAUUCCAUAUCACAUGGGUGUUUCACGACAUUUCUGGACAGUAAGAUUAUUGACAUUCGACGUGUUAGAGAAGUUGUUUUCUGUUACGCAACAUCUCGGAUUAUUCUUCGGCGAUUAUUGAUAUACACCGAAAUCAGUCGAAACCGAAUUUCAUCAGGAAAAAUAUGAAUUUACAUCCAAGAUUUAUCUUCUAUUUUCUAUCCUGUGCAUUUCUUUUAGCUGGUUUGCCAAAGAUAUAUUGUUACACAGCUAACGAUACAAUGACACUUCUGAAAGUGUUAUUUUCUGAUUAUGACAGGAACAUAAGAUAGUUAAAAAUCAGUCAAUGCACGUGGGUGUGAAAUUUGGACUUGGGCUGAUGUCAAUUAAGGAAUUUGAUGAAGUGAAAGAGUCGAUUUCGGUCAAUUCAUUCUUGUAUCUAGAAUGGGUUGAUGAAUUCAUGACGUGGAACCCAGAACAGUAUGGCGGCAUUUCCAAUAUUGUGCGCGAAAGCAGCUGGUUUUGGACACCAAAUUUGGUACUUGUUAACACUUUGAACAAAAUUGAAAAAAUUGGCGACUCCUGGCAACUAAUUCGGUUCAAACAUGACGGCACUGCGAGCUAUUAUCCAGGAGAAGUUCUCGAAGCUUCUUGUACAGUCGAUAUAACAUAUUACCCAUUCGACAGACACUCAUUAAACUUUACGGUAUGGGCGUCUUUGAGGUCAGAAGUGCUCUUAACGAAGAUGAAUGAGAAAGUUUAUCUAAUGCAGUUUUCAGAAAAUGGAGCUUGGAAUUUGGUAUAUUCAGACUUUCAUAUAUCAUAUACCAUUCAUGGUGCCGUGAACUUGGAUGUUUUACUUCUGUUGGAACGGAAGCCCCAGUUUGUUAUCGUAAACGUGUUAAUACCGAUGAUAUGCUUAGUGCUUUUAAAUGCCUUAACAUUUCUCAUGCCAACGGAAUGUGGGGAAAGAAUUUCUUUCAGCAUUUCGGUGUUGUUGUCUAUUGCAGUUUUUCUAACUGUAACAGGAGAUACACUUCCUAAAACCUCAAACCCGAUGCCCAUUUUAAGUUUUUACUUGUUAACUGUAUUGACUAUCAGCGCCUUGACCACCGUAGCCGCCGUGUUUAGCAUGUGGCUCUUCCACCGUGGCGUGUCAUUGCCUGUGACCACUAGGUGGAAAAUGCUUACAAAACGUUUUAGACAUGACCGCAAUAAAACAUAUUUAGGGGAGCGAAUGAUGGACUGCUGCGACAGUCAAGAAAAACAACGGCAAUGCAUGAAAAGGGUGCCGCUAGAAGUCAGUGCUCCAAAACAAAUAUGAUGAAAUCCGAUGUCAGCUGGAAAGAAGUUAGUGCAAUGUUUGACCACCUGUUUUUUAAACUUUGCCUAAGUGUACUUUGCGUUGCUACCGCUGUGUAUUUAAUACUUGUUUUAACCGCAGAUCGUAGAAUAUUGCCUACAUAAAUAGGAGCAGAGGAGAGUAGUUGAAUAACCGAAUAUAUGCAUUAAAAUCUGCCUUUUAAAAUUACGUCAUCAGUGACAUCAGGUAAAUUGGGGGGGGGGGGGGUUAUCAAUGGCAACUGGAAAAAUAAUACAAAAACUGGAUUUCACAAUAACGAUGCGAAAGUUUGAAAAAUCAGAGUGAAACAAGACUAUUAUUACCCUUUGGCAGAAAAUGAAGAGCAAACGUUUGCUAAUACCUGGAAAUGUUUACAUAUUGGCUAUUUUUUUUAUUCAAAUUAGCAAGACAUAUCUAACAACGGUGGAGCAAAUUAUAAACCUUCUGAGUAACAAAAUGCCAUUUUAGAAAAUACUGAUAGACUGAGAUAAUUAAACGAAUUAUUGAUAUCCAAAAGUCAUGAGGUAGAAUUGACCUCAUGACCGAUAUGACAAAAUUCUAUAUUUCUAAAUGUUACGUAAUGAUAAUAAGUUUGUCAAUUUUAUAUCCAUCAACUUCAAGUUGGCAUAAUUUUAUUAUAUUUCUUAUAUCUACCAUACAUUGUAGUUCAUUCUUUUGACAGCUUUUUAUAAAUUCCAUGAGUUUAAAUCUAAAAAUCUUACUUAAAAUGGCUGUAUAUUUCCAUUCAGUUGUUUUUUGUUUAGU